UUCUUUCUUCCACCUAUAAAUAAUCCGAUGCUCCACCGAGCUUGACUCCUCCUGGAGUUCGAACGUUGAACCGUUGACCCUAACUGACCAAAACGCUCCGCCUCUUACUGCGUCGUCGGCAGUCAAAGCUCCUGCGACUCGGUCCCAUUCCACCGGCGACGCUCUCCCUCACCCCGACGUGAUCCUUCUCCGGCUCGGACGCGAACGAUGUCUAGCAGUGGCGUGGAGCAGGUUCCGCUGCUCAAGGACGUCGAGAAGGACCGCUACGACGGGGUUAUAGUGAAGAUGAAGGAGCCGAUGGACCCGGAGGCCUUCCGAGCCUCUCUCAGAGCUUCGAUUUCGCAAUGGAGGCUGGAGGGGAAGAAGGGCGUGUGGAUCAAGUUGCCCAUUGGACUUUCGAACCUUGUACAUCCUGCUGUUGAGGAAGGGUUUUGGUACCACCAUGCUGAACCGGCUGCUAAACCGGAUGCUGAACCGGAUGCUAAACUGGAUGCUGAACCGGAUGCUAAAACGGCUUACCUCAUGCUUGUAUACUGGAUUCCCAACACCCCCAGCACUCUUCCUGCGAAUGCCUCCCAUAGAGUUGGAGUUGGCGGUUUUGUCAUGAAUAGCAAGAGAGAGGUCCUGGUAGUAAAGGAGACUAGUGGAAAACUCAAGGGAAUGUGGAAGCUCCCAACUGGAGUUGUCGACGAGGGUGAGGAUGUUCUUACAGCAGCUAGAAGGGAAGUUCUGGAAGAGACUGGAAUAGAGACAGAGACGGAUUCUGUGGAGGUCUUGGCAUUCAGGCAAAGCCACAAGUCAUUCUUCACCAAAUCAGAUUUGCUUUUUGUUUGCCUGCUGGUGCCAACGUCAUUUGAGAUCAAAAAGCAAAUUGCAGAGAUUGAGGCAGCCCAGUGGAUGCCAAUAGAUGCCUAUGCAGACCAGGCUUCUGUCAAGAAGAAUCAGCAGUUCUCCGCCAUUGCAGAGAUAUGCAUUAAGAGAUCGAAACAGCAAAUUACGGGUUUCACUCCCAAGGCCGCGACCACAGGCUCAGGCAAGAAGACUUACAUCUACUGCCCAAAGUAACUACAGCAUCAGGUAAAGCGGAAGUCUUUUUUAUAUGCCAUAGUAAGUUAGCAAAUGCGUCUGUAUGAGUCUUUUACUUCCUUGCAUUCAGUACGUGUUCAGUAUAUUGUUCUGUUUGGUGGCUGCAUCAAUCCAUGUCUUGUUACUGUUAUGAAAUCAUUUUCCUUACUAUUACUUUCCAGAACUCUGAAUCAAAUAACUAGUCGGCGUCGUAUUUUAUAACUAAGGAGUUAUUCUUA
This is a messenger RNA of Punica granatum (pomegranate), 1304 nucleotides long. The record is from RefSeq and is a predicted model, not a curated record. Lineage: Eukaryota; Viridiplantae; Streptophyta; Magnoliopsida; Myrtales; Lythraceae.